AUGGCCGGCCUCCUGGCCUCAAUCCCUUCCUGCCAGUCCAACCCCACCCUUUUUUUCUCCGGCCUAUAUUCCCCUCCGUCUUCAUGCACCCUACGGGACUCAUUCUAUGAGACCCGCCCAGCUGCAUGGAGCACCGGUUGGAUUGCAAACAUGCACUCGCUUCACAGUCCAACGAACGAAUACCACCAUCAUAACCCAAACGCCUCAUUCAUCCAGAGUAACGCCCGUCCCGAUGACCGACGGUGCUCAGCUUUCCCUGACCCGGGAAACGUGCUACUGGUGAUCAAAACCGGAGCUACGGAAAUCUACGAGAAGCUGCCUACGCAGCUGCUGACGACCCUCGGCUGUUCGCGAAACUACCUCAUUUUCUCCGACCUGGAGGAGCGCAUCGGCCCCUACCACAUACAGGAUGCACUGGCCGACUACGACCCCUCGCUAAAGGAGUCGCUCCCGAACUUCAGCCUCUACUGCAAGCAGCAAGAAUACCGGCGCACGGGGCAAGAUAUCGCCACACUCAGGAAAGACGGCCGCGAGGCGUGGACCCUCGACAAGUACAAGUUCCUGCACAUGGUCGAGAUGACCUGGCGGGAGCGACCGAGCAUGGACUGGUACGUCUUCAUCGAGACGGACACCUAUCUCGUGUGGAGCAAUCUCCUGCUGUGGCUGCAGACGCUGUCAGCGGACGAGGCGCUCUACAUGGGCUCGGUGGCCUACCUCGAUAGCGAGCCCUUUGCGCAUGGCGGGAGCGGGUACGUCAUCUCUAGGAAGUUGAUGGAACGGUUCGUGGGCGCGGAUCCCGGCGUUGCCGGCCGGUAUGAUGGGGUCUUCGAGCCCGAGUGCUGCGGGGAUGUUGUCCUCGCGCGCACAAUCAAGAAGGAGACCGACGUCGGGGUGCAGAAUUUCUGGCCCCAGGUCAAUGGCGAGAAGCCGGCGACACUACCGUUCGGACCCAGUCACUGGUGCCAGCCGGUGGUGACGAUGCAUCAUGUUGAGCCCAGGGAGCGAAGUUCUAUCUUUGCCUUUGAGCAGGCACGCGAGAAUAUCUCUGAGCCCUUGUUGUUUCGCCAGUUGUCGGAACUCGCGUUUCCGUCGCAUGCAAUGCCGGAGGAGGAAGAGGACUGGGAUAAUUUUUCCAACGUACCUCUUGUUUACCUUGAUGGAGAGGUGCCCACGCUAGAGACGUGUCGGGUGGACUGUCUGAAUAGGAAUGAUUGUUUCCAGUACCGGUAUAGUAGUGGGGAGUGCCAUGUGCUGACCGGAGCAUUCCAGCGAGGAACUAAGCGUGAGGCCGAGCCUGGUAGGCGAUGGAUUUCGGGGUGGAAUGUCAAGAAAAUUCAAAGCUGGCGUGAGAGUCAGAUUUGCGUCGAACCGGAGUGGGUGAAGGGACAUUAGUGCCUUCGGUCAUUGGCGUCAGGGUCUGCUGGCGGACAGGCGGUUAGGUUGAGGUGCAUUGAAUAACCAGAUAUUCCGACUGAGAGAUGCUCACUACAGCGGCUUUUUGCGGAGAACGUUUGCCUUUCGAUGUACGGUACACAUUUAGC
This is a messenger RNA of Aspergillus uvarum CBS 121591, 1541 nucleotides long. Its product is annotated as glycosyltransferase family 31 protein. The transcript has 3 exons. Bases 1 to 1392 code for a protein of 463 amino acids. The record is from RefSeq and is a predicted model, not a curated record. Lineage: Eukaryota; Fungi; Ascomycota; Eurotiomycetes; Eurotiales; Aspergillaceae.